AUGUUUGGAUUGUCAGUGUUUUAUAUUGGUUCCAAUACACUUCAAGUGGUGUCUAGAACAUUGGUUUUGGAUAUUAUUCCGAUUGAACAUCAACACCCAUGUGCUCUUAUGUUUAUUACACAUUCGGCACUUGCAAAAACACUUGCCCAUUUCACAUUUUUCUUAGUGAAUGUCGCAACUGAAUUUGAAUCAGACAGCCAAUACACCGCAAAUUGUAUUGCCCUUUUGAUCUUGUUUGUGGUUGAUUUGAUACUGGUCCCCGUCUCGAGUUUCACAACGUUUUUUACAGCGACGGAAAGUUAUUCAUUCUCAGAAACUUCGAUAGAGAAUAAGCGACUUUCUAAAUUCAUGACGACUGUUUUCAAUACAUGUGCGGGGUUAAACAGAUACACUUUAUUAGUCUGGAUCAUCCUCUUCUUGGGGUGGACUGCAAAUUUGGCGUUUGAGAACUCCAACAGUGAAUUAUAUCAUAUUUUCAGUAUAAGUAAUGACGAAGAGUAUUGGAUCAACCCUAAAGCAAUGUUUGAACUCCAACAUUUAGUCAUUGCGUUGUCUCAAUUAACAUAUUGUUUCUACAUGUUCAAGAGACAAACAUAUCCGUGGUAUUCAAUGUUCAUCACAAAUGGGAUAUCCAGUGUUACAAUGACACUCCCCUUUGUCAUUUCAUUAGUUAUUUCGUUUUUCUAUGAAGAAAUCAAUAAAGAACUCUUUGUAAAUAUGUCAAUGAUAUUUUUAACAGUAUUUGUUGUCCCUGUUGGAUUGAACGUCGCUCAGUUGCUGAGUGUCCCUUUUGCGUUAUUAAAAAAUUUGGUUUCUGGGGAGUUCUUUGGUAUCUCUGUGGGGUUGUACAAUGCGGCGAUUAUAUUGUCCAAAUUUGUGGUGUAUGUUGUCACAUAUUUCUUGUUUAAAAACUACGAAGGCAGUAAGGGUAAUGAGGAUUUAGAAGGAAAUUAUUAUAUAAUGAUUGCUACCAGUUUGACUAUUAUACUCUAUUUGAUUACAGCAGUUGCGUCGUAUUUUUUCAAAAUUGUGUAUAAAUACAAGGAGCCAAAAUCUAUUGAACAGGAUCAAUCGCUUUCUACAUAUAAUCCAGUCGACUAG
This is a messenger RNA of Entamoeba invadens IP1, 1101 nucleotides long. RefSeq lists its product as hypothetical. The coding region runs from base 1 to 1101 and encodes 366 amino acids. The record is from RefSeq and is a predicted model, not a curated record. NCBI's taxonomy places the organism in Eukaryota, Evosea, Mastigamoebida, Endamoebidae. The transcript has a single exon.